AGGCUCUUACUACUUGGCGGCCAGAACGUAGGCGCAUACAUCCAUACGCAUACGCACGCAAACUCCAUUCAGCACCCGUCCUUUUGCCCUAGUCUCUUACUUUUCUACUUUACUCCUUCUAACAAACCUUAAGCUUCCUUCCGUGCAUACACCCGAGGGCGUCGCUCUCGGACUUAAACACUCAUUUUAGAGAAGAAGCACUAGUUACGCACUGCUGCUGCCACCACACACACGACUUACUGUAAUAUGCAUCUCCCUUUGCGUCGACGGGAUACCAAGCGGCCUGGUACACCUACCACAGCUCCGCAGGCUGCGCCUAGCAUACACGAGGCGUCUGGGACGUCGGUCAAGUCAGCAGCGUCGACUCCUGGCGCCCAGGCUCAGUUGUACGACUUCCUUGCACAGGCGCCGUCUCAGCAACAGAAGGAGCAGACGCCGCCACAUGGAUUGAAGGGACUUGGGAGACGUAUGACGGGCUCGAAGCCUGUGAGGAUGUUGAAGAGCAUUGCGUCGAAGACGAGCUUGAGGGGACAUGGAAGGCACACUUCGUCGGUGGCGGGGAGCAUACGGAGCACGAGGAGUGUCGCGAGUCAACAUGAGGCUGUGGCGGAGGAGACUGCUAAUGUCAAUGCUAAUGGGAAGACGGAGGAGGGUGUGAAGGGAAGGACCUCUGGGGAGACGGAUUACGGGAAGGACGUGACGAAUGCGCAGGCUGCCGGUGCUGAGGUGAAGAGUGCUGAGGUCGAGCAGAGCAGCGCCACACCCAACGAGAACGGGAGUGCAGAUGUCAUUGUCAAGCAUGAGGCCGAGGCGAGGCCAGAACCGAACUCGGCAGAGGAGCCAGCUACACAGAGCGAGGAACCGAAGACGCGCAUCGAUCAGAAUGACACAGCGGACAUGGAGCAAGCUACGCCCGCCGUUGAAGCUGCCAGCGAGUCUAUGGUUAUCGUUGACGUCGACGACGCGAAGAACGUUAAGGACGAUAGCACUGCUUCAAUCGACGCUCGGGAACAGACGCGUCGUCCAGAAGAGGAAGGCAUAGAAGCGCACGCGAUUACGGCAGACAUCCCCUCCCGUAACGCCGAAACUAUCUCCUUGUCCUCUUCCUCCACCACUGUCGACCCUCCCGUCCACCACGUUGGCGAAGACUCUGCUAAAUUGAAGCAAGCGAAAAUGGAGCAGGAUACUGAGCCUCUCAAGACGCUCGAACUUACGGAGGGCAACGUGCAGUCUGAAGUCGCGGUCACGGAUGUUAACCCGUUCCUCGUGGACGACCCAGAGGACCCUCUUUCAGAGCCAGAGGCGGAGACAAAGAGUGGUGCAGACACGCCAAUCGCGCAGAGCGUCGUCCUCUCCACGCAACUCGAGAGUGAUGACACCAAGGCUCAGACCGUGGCACCGGUCGUAGACGAGGAACGAGCACCUUCUCCUGAAAAGACCGCUUCGUCGACUGCGCCUGAGAGCUCUCCCUUGUCCUCAUCUUCCUCAUCCGAGGAAGAGGCUCCAGAACUGCACGUGCCUGCUCUCGCCGUAACUUCGCUCUUCCUGCCUGUUCCUCAAGUACGUACCUUCAUGCUCGGCAUCGCCUCCUUGACAUGGUGGUUGACCAGCAAAGCCGCUUCGUAUCCACUCGCCUAUUUCCCUGCUCUCUCGUCCUCACGUCUCUCUCCACUGUCCUACCUCACUAGACGGACCCACUAAGCGCGCUCCUCACCAAACACGUCCCCGAACCGCACUUGCGCCCUCCGCGCGAUACAAGCGGCGAGUGGACCCACACUGACUUCCACACGCUUGUUGUAAGUGUACUCUUUCAGCUGAUAAGCUAUGGACGGCUCGUAAAUUAAUAAGAUGUGUAUGUCUCCCUCUGCCCUGUUGUGUUCUUUUUUUUUGUUCUGGUGGUUGUUGUACCUUCUACCCUGUUCCCUUGUCGCUUUAAUGUUUCUCCC
Fomitiporia mediterranea MF3/22 is the source of this 1946-nucleotide messenger RNA. RefSeq lists its product as uncharacterized. The coding region runs from base 247 to 1701 and encodes 484 amino acids. Lineage: Eukaryota; Fungi; Basidiomycota; Agaricomycetes; Hymenochaetales; Hymenochaetaceae. The record is from RefSeq and is a predicted model, not a curated record. The transcript has a single exon.